AUGGGAGUUGAUCUGCAAAAAGAAGGAGAAUGGGGGAUUAGGUGUGAAGAACUUGAUGAUCCAAAAUCUUUCCCUCUUGGCCAAAUGGUGGUGGAGGUUCAACAAAGAGCCGGAAUCAUUGUGGGUGAAAGAAACAUAAUCCAGGAGGGCUUUAGAAUACAAGUACGUUCCGGUUUGGAGAUCUCCUUUUGGAACCAGAGAUGGUCCUCUGAUAAUCAUUUCUCGGUAAAAUCGGUGUACAAUCAGUGGGAAAAUAGUGGGCAGUCCGGAAGUUUGGGGAGAGAAGGCUUGUGGAAGAACAUUAGUCCCCCGAAGGUAGAAAUAUUUGCUUGGAUGGCUGUUCAAUCCAAUGUGGCAACUAGAUCGGUAUUGUUGGACAGAAACUUGAUUUCCGAAGGCCAAUCUACCUUGUGCCCUUUUUGUUCUCUGUUUUUGGAAACUCCGCACCACUUGUUUCUACACUGCAAAUUUUCGUGGGAGGUUUGGUCGCGGAUUUUGGAAUGGUGGCAUGUACAAUGGGUGUGCUCCGAAUCUCUACAAGAUCAUCUCAAGUGGUGGGUGGAUAAUAGAUUCAGGAACCUUGAGAAAAGUUUGUGGGAAGCGUCUUUUUUUGCAACGUUGUGGUCACUGUGGUUAGUACGUAACGAUUUCGUUUUUAACAACGCUUUAGUAUUUGUUGAGGCCGUGGUUGACAAGGUAAAAACUAGAGUUGCUAUGUGGGUAAAGGCAAAGUUCGACAUCAAGCUAUACACGGUUGAGGAAUUUAAGGUUUUUUUGGAUGGAAUUAGGCUUCUAAAACUGUAA
Molecule: messenger RNA, 804 nt
Organism: Rhododendron vialii
Lineage: Eukaryota; Viridiplantae; Streptophyta; Magnoliopsida; Ericales; Ericaceae
Exons: 3
Coding region: 1-804 (267 amino acids)
Source: RefSeq, a predicted model, not a curated record